AUGAAGACAACAGUGGAUGAUAUAACUUUGGCAAUGCUUGAAGAAAGGUUGUAUAAAAAGUUGUCGUUGAAUGAAAGGAAUGUAAAACUGGUGCUGAGGUACAUGCCGUUGGUGGUUGGAUGUGAGGCAGAGCUAACUAUUUGUGAUGAUGAGGAUUUGUUUGUUUACCUAAUAACAAUUGAUAAAGACAACCGUAGAAGUCUUUUGUUAGUGGAGGAGACGAGUGUAUCAGAUCAGUUAGAGGUGGUGUCAAGAGUGUGCAAAAGUUCUGUUGGUAUGAAUUACCAAGCAUUGCAGGGAAAUGAUGAUGAAGUCGGACCUAAAGCCCUGAUUCUGUACGUAGAAAACGGGGAGGCAGAUCAACAGAAGAAGCAGAUAGAGGUAGAGAAUGAUGACGAAAGAAGACAUGAUGAUUUUAUGGAAACAGACGGUGAGACAGAAACCGCAGCUGAGACGGAAACUGCAGCUGAGACAGAAACCGCAGCUGAGACGGAAACUGCAGCUGAGACGGAAACUGCAGCUGAGACUGAAACUGCAGCUGAGACAGAAACCGCUCCUGAGAAGGACACCACAGCUAAUAUGGAUGGCAGUGGUAAUAUGUAUGUUGAGCAGCUACCUUUAGUAAAAUGUAGUCAAGUUAUAGAGGAAUGGGGAGAUGCUAUGGGUCUGUACCUUCUGCAGGAAUUUCCAAACAAGAGAUCACUUCAAGAGGUGGUGGAUAGAGCUGCAUUUGGUUGCAGCUUUCGUUAUGUUAUUAAAAAAUCUGAUCGAAAACGGUUGGUGUUAAAAUGUUGUGAAGCAAACUGUAAAUGGGGAUUGCGAGCUGCGAGGAUUCGAGAGACGGAAAUUUUUUCUAUUAGGAGGUACUGGGGUGUGCAUACAUGCUCUCGGACUAAUCAAAGUAAUAGCUGCAACAGCAAGAGGAAAGGAUCUGCAGAAUUAGUUGCAACUUUUUUGAAUGAGGAAUAUCCUGGAAAACUGAUGACUCCUGUUCCGAGAGAUAUCAUAGACUUAAUUAAGUUAAGGCUGGGUGUAUCGGUAUCUUACUCCACAGCCUUGAGAGGGAAAAAUCUAGCUAUGCGUGAGUUGCGUGGUAAUUCAGAAGACAGCUACAAGAUGUUGCCUAGCUACUUGUACAUGUUAGAGCAGGUUAAUUCCGGAACAACAACAGAGGUGAAGUUGGAUGAGGCAGGUAAGUUCAAGUACCUUUUCAUAGCUUUAGGAGCUUGCAUUGAAGGGUUUAAGGCCAUGAGGAAAGUGAUUCUUGUGGAUGCUACAUUUUUGAAGAACGGAUAUGGUGGGGUACUAGUAUUUGCUAAAGCUCAAGAUCCUAAUCGUCACCAUUAUCCCCUCGCGUUUGCGGUACUUGACGGUGAGAAUAAUGCUAGUUGGACUUGGUUUUUCGAGAUGCUCAAAACUGUUAUACCGGACUCUUCUGAAAUAGUUUUUAUGAGCGAUAGAAAUCAGAGCCUCAUCACUGCUGUAGCUAAUGUGUAUCCACAAUCUCACCAUGGCCAUUGUAUAUGGCAUCUAGCUCAGAAUGUGAGAAACCAUGCUUGUAACACCAUCAAAGCCGUAGUGCCAUGGAGAUUUAUGGAGUUGGCUAGGUAUUACACAGUGCCUGAGUUCGAGGCUGCUUAUGCAUCUUUUAAGGUGAGAUAUCCUUCAGCCUGCAAGUAUUUGGAGGAGAACACUAACAGAGCAACAUGGGCUAGGGUCUACUUUCCAGGUUGUAGAUACAACUUGGACACUAGCAACAGUGUGGAGUCGAUGAAUAGCGCGUUUAGGGACGCAAGGAGGUAUGCCUUGAUACCAUUGUUGGAUACAAUCAUCAAAAAAAUAUCUGACUGGUUUAAUGAACAUCGGAAGGACGCCGUGUCUGGAUCACUUGAUACCAAACUGGUUCCUCUGGUUGAGAUCCAUUUGCACAACUUAUGGGGCAAAGCUGAGAAAACGCCAGUGCGUGAGCUGAAUAGUUAUGAUCUUGAGUACGAGGUUACCGACACUGACAAUGGGAAGGUUUAUUUGGUGAAUUUGAUAGCGAAGUCGUGUAGCUGCAAGGUAUUUGAUUAUGAAAAGUAUCCUUGUCUUCACGGACUUGCUGCUUACUUAUAUUUCCUUGAGGUUCCUGCUGCUAAUGGUCGUCGACGUGAGGUCAACAUAGAGUAUCAUCAGUUGUGCUCAAAGUAUUACUGGACAGAACUUUGGGCAAUGGCUUAUUACAGGACCAUUUAUUCUGUGCCGGACAAGUCUGAAUGGAUUGUACCAGAUCACAUCAAAGAGCUCCAGAUCAUACCUCCGAAAAAGCUGACAAGGAAGGGAAGGAAAAAGGUUAAUAGGAAUCCAUCAGUUGGAGAACGGCGUAAAAGGACACAAAACGUAAGGCGAGCGAGGACAAAUUUUGGUUUUAAUUGGCUGUUGUUUGGAAUGCGUUCUAAUCCUCCAAGUGAAACAAACUAA
This is a messenger RNA of Brassica napus (rape), 2460 nucleotides long. RefSeq names its product protein FAR-RED ELONGATED HYPOCOTYL 3-like. The transcript has a single exon. Lineage: Eukaryota; Viridiplantae; Streptophyta; Magnoliopsida; Brassicales; Brassicaceae. Bases 1 to 2460 code for a protein of 819 amino acids. The record is from RefSeq and is a predicted model, not a curated record. Gene Ontology annotation, molecular function: zinc ion binding.